Messenger RNA from Moneuplotes crassus, 1389 nucleotides. NCBI's taxonomy places the organism in Eukaryota, Ciliophora, Spirotrichea, Euplotida, Euplotidae. The record is from the annotation of a GenBank genome assembly.
AUGAUAUCUUGUGGAAAAUGGAGACUGAUCAGGGAGGUUAGUUGUGAUCAUACCUCAAAGGUUUACUUUGCUGAGAGCAUGGAAACUUUGGAAAAGAGAAUGGUUAAGACCAUUAAUAAUCAGUAUAUUGACAGAUUAGAAGAAGAAGACAAACACAAAAUUGCAAUUAUGACUGGACUAGACCAUCCCAAUUUAAUUAAAACUUAUGAUUAUGAAUUUGAAGCAGACAUCGAAGAUAGUUCCAUCAGAAAUGAGCCUCAUUGCUUAUUAGUAUCUGAGACAAUUACAGUUACAAAACUAUUUGAAAUUAUCUCUUUUACAGGCCCAUUCUCUGAGAAGAUUUCGAGAUAUUACUUCCACCAGAUAUUAGAUGCUAUCAUAUAUCUAAGCGAUCAGGGGAUAAACCAAUUAGACCUCAGGGCUGAUAAUUUAUUCUUAGACAAUGAGUACAACCUCAAAAUAGGAGACUAUACACAAGCCUUGCUGAGAGACUAUAAUAAAACAAUAAUAAGCACUGACGUAACUCAAGCUCCUGAAUGUUCAAUAUACAAAGAAAACGACAAAUUAUCAUUCGAAUGUGUAAACAUGUUUGCGAUUGGUGUGAUACUUUUUAUGAUGGUGGUAGGCAAGAAGCCUUUUGUGUCUUCUGAAAAUAACUACUCGAUUUACAAAACAUUGAACUCCAUAAGAUCAGAAAAAUUUUGGCAUAAACAUCUUGCCGAGUUUCCAGAAAAACUACAAUUCUUAAGUUUGGAAAUUAAAGAGCUCAUUACUUUGCUUCUCAGUCAUGAUCCUUACGAAAGACCAUCUCUUACUGAACUAACAGAACUAGAAUGGUACAAUGAAUCUCUUCCAACUGGUCAAGAAGUCAAGGAAGAAAUUUAUGCCAAAAUCAGACAACUCGACGAUAUAAAUGUUACUAUUGAAGAAGAGUUUCCUGAUAUCUCGGAUGCUCAAGAUAUAUUUUACCGUAUAGAAUAUCCUUAUCGUGGAGUGUAUGAUGAAGACAUUGAAGAAAUAGAGGAAAGAAUCUGAGAAGCUUACAUUCCAGAAUUUAAGACAUAUACUCAAUUCUUUUCAACAUCAGAGAUUAAUACUUUGUUUGAAGCUUUAGUUGUGUAUGCUAAUAUGCUUUCCAGUGAUAUUUAUUAUGGAAAAAGUACUUACUCAUGUACUUAUCACAGAAUUGUUGAAGAAUCGGAACCUUCUUCCUUAUUAAUCACAGUAAACAUUCUAAGUGUAGAGGAUGACCUCCAUUGUGUCCAGGUUAUCAAAAAAUCAGGGUGCAUAUUCCAUUUCGCUAAAGAAUACAAGGAAAUCACUAAAUUCUUCGGAGGCCAUUGCAACCAAAUCCCCCCAACACAGCCCCUGUUUAAAGACUUUGGCUAA